AAGGAGUUCGAUGAGUACAAUACAAAGAACAUCGAGACACCAACGAUAGCAAGAAAGUUUGUUGCACUGGGAUUUUGUGACUUAACCAUUGAUGAAACUGGCAUAUUACCAAAAAGUGGCUUCAUCAGAAAUCUUCAUAUAGUGCUGGGAGUGGUCCUGGAGGGAGUUCUGGAGGUGGUCGGGAGAUAUUAGUACAGCAUUUACUUGUCAAAGAAGAUGACCAGAAACUUUUACUGGAGCUUCUGAAAAGAACUGUAGAAGGAGAGGAUCUAAGUGAUCUGGCGGUGCAGUAUUCCCUUUGUCCAUCAAAAGAAGAAGGGGGAAUGCUUGGUUGGGUGAGAAAAGGGCAAAUGGUCGCAAUGAAAGAAGUGAACUGGAGACUAAGCUUGCAUCAGUGAGAAAAGAAGCUGAGGAGUCUUUGAAGGAAUUAAACAAUAUGAGGUCUCUUAAGGAUGAGAAGGAGGCAUUAGCUGUGAAACUGCAUUUGGAAAUGGAUAACUUUAAAUCGAGAUGCAAUGAAAUGAAAAGGAUGUUGUUUGAGGACGAGGUGGAGAAAAAUUGAAAAAGCAGGUGUCUCAAUUAAAAGGUGAUCUAAAGUAGAAAGAGGAUGCAUUGAAUAGCUUAGAUAAAAAGCUCAAGAAUGGCAGUCGUCGAAUAGUAGCUUCUAAAGGAAUGAAAGCAACAUCAAAGAACAACAAGUCCAUACCCACAUCUGCAGGCUCAAGAGAGGUUGCAAGUCUUAAAGAGAAGAUAAAGUUGCUUGAGGGUCAGAUCAAGCUGAAGGAAAGUGCACUUGAGAGUUCAACAAAUUCAUUUUUGGAGAAUGAGAGAGAUCUUCAAGACAAAAUAGAGGAGUUAGAUAGAAGAUUAGAAGAUCUUAGUCAGAAUGCAGAAAGGCUGUCUGAACAAGAGUCCCGAAAGGUGGCUGCAGAUGUUCUACCUCCAGGUUCUACGACAUGCACAGGGGAGAGGUUGGUCUAAUCCAAAAUCUCAAGUGAUGUAUACAAAAGGUGAAAAAGAAGUUCUAGGACUAAAUAUCAAUGGGUUCUUCAAAAUCUGGAGUUGUUGGCGAAGCUUUGUUUGACUUUUCGAGUUAUGCAGAUGCAACUAAGGUUUCCUUGGUGUCUCUUCCUCUCAAAAAUUCUAAAUCUGAAGCUGUGUUGCAUGUUUCAAUUCAGAUGAUUCUGCUGAUCAAAGGUGUUAUCAAUGAUUUUUGUGUGUGUGUUUUAGUACUUGAUUGCCUAUUGCCUAAAGUUAACAAAAUUUCCCACUUUUUGGUGUUUUUGCUUUUUACAGUGUUGUCGAAGAAAUCGAAACUGCAAAACUUAAUUCUCUGGAUAGAAUAUUACCCUGUCCAGUUCCGGAAGCAGCUCAGGGCAUUGAAGAACAACACGGUUCAUCACGAGCAAAUAAGCUUUCCGUCCUCUCUGAGUAAUGCUUUGGUUCCCCUGAAGCAAAAUACCAAUGUCUCAACGACAGUUCAUGAAGAAAGUCUGAAUGCACAAUGGGAGUGGAUGGGAGGUUCUGCUUUUGACGUGAGUACAGAUGUUGUUGAAAAGCUCAAAACUGAGCUCAUAGCUAUGGCUAGGCAAGCAGACAUGUCGGAUUUGGAACUACAGACUCUUCGGAAGCAGAUAGUCAAGGAGAGCAAAAGGGGACAGGACCUCUCAAAAGAGGUAGCUAGUUUGAAAGAGGAACGAGAUGCUCUCAAGGAAGAAUGCAAUAAACUUAAAGCCUCACUGAAACGUAUGGACGAGACAAAGUCCAAAGACAAGUUGCUUUACGACAAUGGGGAUAUUCAGGCUCUUGUAGAUGAGCUUAGGCAAGAGUUGAAUUAUCACACGGACAUGAAUGCAAAUCUUCAGAUACAACUUCAGACGACACAAGAAUCUUAUUCUGAACUAAUUCUUGCUGUUCAAGAUCUAGAUGAGAUGUUGGAACAGAAAAACCAAGAAAUCACUAACCUGUCCAACAAAUCAACGACACGCGAUGAUGCUGACAAGUUUCCAGAUGUUAUCUCCAACUCCAAGCAUGAAAUGAGUGAUGAAGAGCAAAAAGCACUUGAGCAGCUUGUGAGACAGCAUAGCGAUGCCAAGGAAACAUACAUGCUAGAGCAAAAAAUCAUGGACCUGCAUGGUGAAAUUGAGAUCUACAGAAGAGACAGAGACGAUUUAGAGAUGCAGAUGGAGCAACUUGCCCUUGACUAUGAGAACUUAAAGAUGCAAUAUGAAUGUUCCUCUUCGUAUGCCACUGCAAGUCAAAUGGAAGCCCAGAUCGAGAGCUUGGAGAACGAGCUGAAGAAGCAAUCUGACGAAUUCUCUGACUCUUUGGUCACGAUUAGUGAACUCGAAGCUCAAGUGAGGAAUUUGGAGGAAGAAUUGGAAAAGCAAGCCCAGGGAUUUGAAGCUGAUUUAGGCUCGUUGACUCGUGAUAAAGUUGAACAAGAGCAGAGAGCAAUACGAGCUGAAGAAGCAUUGAGGAAGACAAGAUGGCAAAAUGCUAGUACAGCGGAGCGGCUUCAGGAGGAAUUUAAACGACUCUCUGUUCAAAUGGCAUCCACCAAGCAAUUGAUUCAAGUGAAAUGACCCUUGACCACCAAAGGAUGUGGUGCAGUGGAUGAGAUUGCUCUUCCCUUAACCAGAGGUUUCGGGUUCGAGCCCUCGGUAUGGAAAAAUUCUUGGUAGGGAGCGCUUCCCCCCAAUGGGGCCCUACGCGGCGCGAAUCCGAAUAUAGUCAGGCUCCACUGCGGGUGGGAAACCAAAAAAGAAGUGAAAUGACCCUUGACCUCGUGAGAUCUCAAGCUGUAUAAGCAGAGCAUUUGUGUAAAAGGCCAUUUUAAAAAUUUAGGAUAUUUAUAUCGAGGAGCUUCACCUAUGGAAUUGGAAACUUCAUAAUAAUGAUUAUUUUUCAAAUAUAAACAAGACUGGCUUCUUUAGGCCAUUGUUUUAAA
This is a messenger RNA of Nicotiana tabacum (common tobacco), 2950 nucleotides long. NCBI's taxonomy places the organism in Eukaryota, Viridiplantae, Streptophyta, Magnoliopsida, Solanales, Solanaceae. The record is from RefSeq and is a predicted model, not a curated record.